UGCGCAGGCGCGGAGCGCGACCUCGGAAGCGGCGGGGCGGGAGCAUGACAGGUGGCGGGAAGCGGAGGCCCCGCGGGGCGGCGGCGGCGGCCGGCGAGCAGUGUGAGAAAAAUGGAGAUGUCAAGAAGAGAAGGUCAAAUCAGGCAGAUAUCCCCGAUAGCCUUCGUCAAGAAGCAGAAACAUGCUAUCGGCUUAAACUGCCCGAAGACUUCUAUCAAUUUUGGAAGUUUUGUGAGGAACUAGAUCCUGAGAAACCAAGUGAUGCGCUUGUGUCAAGUGUUGGACUUACGCUGGUUGGACCAUAUGAUAUUCUUGCUGGAAAACACAAAAAGGCAAAAUCAACAGAUCUAGACUUCAAUCUUCAUUGGAGAUUCUUUUAUGAUCCCCCAGAAUUCCAGACUAUACUUGUUGGGGACAGCAAAACACAGUUUCACAUGGGAUAUUUCAGGGAUGUGCCAGAUGAGCUUCCAGUGUGGGUUGGUGCAAAUGAAGCUAAGAAGGGCUGUGUGAUUUCACAAGUUGGUGACAAUGUCUUUGCCGCGGUCAAAUUAUUUUUGUCAAAAAAACUUAAGGAAGUGACUGAUAAAAAGAUAAAUGCUAUUUUGAAAGACAUAGACGAAAAACUAACAAGAACAGCAAAAGAACUGGGUUACUCCCUGGAACAAAAAACUAUGAAGAUGAAACAGAGAGAUAAGAAAGUGGUGACCAAAGCAUUUCAUGGAGCAGGCCUAGUUGUUCCUGUGGACAAAAAUGAUGUUGGGUACAGAGAACUUCCUGAAACAAAUGCUAAUCUUAAAAAAAUUUGUAAGGCCAUUGUUGAUGCCCCUACUGAUGACGAGAGACUGAAGGCCUUUGCACCCCUUCAAGAGAUGCUGACCUUUGUUCAGUUUGCUAAUGAUGAGUGUGACUAUGGAAUGGGGUAUGAACUGGGUAUGGACCUGUUUUGCUAUGGAUCUCACUACUUCCACAAGACGGUGGGCCAGCUGCUGCCCCUGGCGUACACCCUGCUGAAGCGGAGCCUCUUUGCCGAGAUCAUCGAGUCGCACCUGGCCCGCCGGCGGCAGGAGGACCUGGACCAGCUCCUGCCCUGAGCCGGGCGCCGGACGGGGCCAGGCCGCGCCCCUGGCUCCGCGGCCGCGGGGCCCCCGUUGGGCUUUGGCUGGGGAGGGGGGUGUGUGGGGGGGGCUGCGUUCGAUCGGUUUGGGUUUGUUUUGUUUUUUGUUUUUUUGCUUUUUUUUUCUUGUACUGCGCGGCGCCGCCCGCCCCCCCGGUCAGUAAAAGCUUUUGUACGGAAGGAGGCGCCUGCGCGUGCUGCUUGCGCGCGCCCGGCCGCGGGGGGGGGGGUGUGGUGUGUGUGUGUGUGUGUGUGAGGUUCCCGGUGCGCAUGCGCGGAGGCAGGCGUAAGGCGCGGCGGGGAAAGGGGGGAGGAGUCACGUGUUGCUACCGCGGCAACCGCCGGGCGCGAGUGGGCGAGGCUGCCCCCGGGGCGCCGCCCCACCGGCAGGGGGCGGGCUCUGCGCGCGGGGCCUGAGGGCAGCCGGGCCCUCGGAGGCAGCAGCGGGGCGCGGGAGGAGCCGCCGCCGCCAUUUCACCUGCCCGGGGCUCGGCUGGUGCAGAUCGGUCGGGACCGGCUGCCGAUUUACACCGACCUCACUCCCAUUUCCUCGCUCUGGGUGGUUUUUACUGCUGUUACGCAGUUUCUCGGUUCUGUCCCACCACAUGCGUAAAAACUCGGUGGCGGCAGCGUUCCCUUUUGCGUUAUAAUAAAGUGCUAAAUCUGGUCUCAA
This is a messenger RNA of Tyto alba (common barn owl), 1787 nucleotides long. RefSeq names its product histone PARylation factor 1. Gene Ontology annotation, cellular component: nucleus. Lineage: Eukaryota; Metazoa; Chordata; Aves; Strigiformes; Tytonidae. The record is from RefSeq and is a predicted model, not a curated record. The transcript is spliced from 8 exons. Gene Ontology annotation, molecular function: poly-ADP-D-ribose binding; histone binding. The coding region runs from base 45 to 1091 and encodes 348 amino acids. Gene Ontology annotation, biological process: DNA damage response; regulation of protein ADP-ribosylation.